AAUGACAGAUAUAUAGCGAUUGUGUAUCCAUUGAAGCCCCGGAUGUCUAAGAAGAAUGCGGUUUCAAUCAUAUUAAUCAUUUGGUUGUGCGGAUCGUUGUUUGCUUUGCCAACACUUCUCUACUCGAAGACACUGUCGUAUCGAUACGCCAAGAAAGAGAUCCGGACGCUAUGUAUUAUGAUAUGGCCCGACGGUGUGGCCGGACAGUCACACUCCGACAACGUUUAUAACAUAUUGUUCCUAUUGCUCACAUAUGUGGUGCCCAUCGUGUCAAUGGUGUUCACGUAUACAUUGAUAGCGCGAGUCUUGUGGGGACACAAAGGGAUCGGAGAGUUCACCGAAUUUCAGAAAGAGUCCAUUCGGUCGAAGAGAAAGAUUGUGCGGAUGCUUAUGGUUGUGGUCGCUAUCUUUGCCAUUUGCUGGGAAAUGUCUCACAUGCUUCCGUAUCAUUUGUAUUUCCUCUAUACAUACAAAUUCCCAGAAGUGGUUCACUUGCCGUUCAUUCAACACAUUUAUUUAGGUAUAUAUUGGUUAGCGAUGUCCAACUCUAUGAUAUUGUUGGGCAAGAAAGACAGGAAUUUUGAA
This is a messenger RNA of Medioppia subpectinata, 585 nucleotides long. NCBI's taxonomy places the organism in Eukaryota, Metazoa, Arthropoda, Arachnida, Sarcoptiformes, Oppiidae. The record is from the annotation of a GenBank genome assembly.